Neltuma alba is the source of this 1122-nucleotide messenger RNA. RefSeq lists its product as uncharacterized. The transcript is spliced from 4 exons. Bases 418 to 720 code for a protein of 100 amino acids. The record is from RefSeq and is a predicted model, not a curated record. Lineage: Eukaryota; Viridiplantae; Streptophyta; Magnoliopsida; Fabales; Fabaceae. Gene Ontology annotation, molecular function: protein binding.
UUGCUUGCUCGGUCUCUCUCUACCGAAAGCUGCUUCGCGCUCUUGCAGUUCUACAACCUUCUUAAUUUUCAGUUGGCCCAAAGACAGAAAAAACCCUUUCUUAGUUUAAUUCUCAUCCCACUGGACGCCGCCUUUGCCUCAUUCUGAAGAUGAAAUUGUCUCCACAAAAUUCAAACAUGAUCCUCAGGUAGCAUCGGCAAAAGAAAGCUCAAGGGAAAGGUCAGGAAAUCCAAAUUCAAUUUUCGCCUGUCUCUAUUUCUUUCUCUUUUUAAUUUGGGAGUUACCCAUAAUUUCCUCGAACUACUUCUGGGAAAUUCAUCUUUUUCAUCUUUUAGCUCUGCCACUCCGAAACCCCACUUUUCAGUGGUUCGAUAUACCGAACCCGAAAACCCCACAUCCGGAAAUAUAAGUUGAAGGAUGGAGAGCAGUACGGAGAAAGAGGCAAAUAGUCGAGUUCCACUUUCGGAUGUGGUAGCGGAUUGUGUUAAGCGGUGGUUUAGGGACACGCUUAAGGAGGCCAAAGCGGGUGACAUCAACAUGCAAGUGUUGGUUGGUCAGAUGUAUUGCAGCGGUUAUGGAGUUCCUAGAGAUGCCCAGAAGGGACGAAUUUGGCUUACCAAGGCAUCAAGGACUAGGACUUCAGUUUGGAAAGUUGGCGACAAGCGCCCAGGUUAUAAUGCGAGUGACUCUGAUUCCGAUGAAUUAAAGGAAGGUUCUUAAGAAGACUUAAUUUGCCUCCGUGCUCUAAAAAGGUGUGCUUGGUGUGACUCUGCCGCCAUGGAAGAUGUUCCUGUAACUUGGUGUUUGACUUCUAAUUGUUUUUUUUCUGAGUUGUGCAUGAUUUCCUCCUAAAUGUUCUUUUAUGGCGAAAGAAGAAAGAACGGAUCUUACGUGAAGAUGUUUGCUAAUUGAUUUUUUCAACAAACGUAUGAUUGAUGGAUAUUCCUAACAACUUAAAUUCUCUUUAUUAACAUUUCAGGCAGAUUCAUCGGUUUUGAUUGAACAAUCUAACAUUAUGAAAACUUCUCAGGUAGAUGUAAUCUAUAAAAAAGUUCACGGUAGCAUAUGAUGUUCCACUGUGAAGUGAAUUUAGGAGGUAUUGCAAGUUCAAUUGGGACCCAA